GGAGACACGUGGUCGCCGAGCGGGCCACGACCUUGAGGCGCCGCUUCCUCCCGGCCCGGGGUUCUCCCGCGGCUGGAUAAGGGUGAUCCGGGCGCCUCGUUCUGCCCCCGUCUUCACAGCUCGGGGCUGGAGGGGCCUAGGGGAGACCCACCCGGAGACCCUGCGGCCCCGCGCCGGCCUCUUUCCCAACCCUUCGGCGGCCGCGCGCUGGCCGGGGAGCCGUUGGGGAGGCCCUGGCGGCCGCGCAGCAGGUGCAGGGGCGCAGAGCCCGGGCUCGCCUUGGUACAGACGAGCGGGCCCCGGCCUUGGCGCCUUCAGUUUCCUUCCAGUUUUUAUUUUCGCUGUGUCUACAGAGCAGAUGACACCAAUUUGGAAACCCGCGAGAGUGGGUAGAGCUAAGAUAGUCUUGCUGUAGUAGCUGUGAUAUUAGAUGCUCGGCCAUGACUUAGAGGUGUUUAUUUAAGGACUGUGAAUGACUCGGUGAUUUCGGAAAAGCUUGGCUUAGAUGAACGGACAUACACAGGGGAGACAGCCCUAAGAUUGUCACUGCUGUUCCAAGGGCACACGCAGAGGGAUUUGGAAUUCCUGGAGAGUUGCCUUUGUGAGAAGCUGGAAAUAUUUCUUUCAAUUCCAUCUCUUAGUUUUCCAUAGGAACAUCAAGAAAUCAUGAACAACUUUGGUAAUGAAGAGUUUGACUGCCACUUCCUCGAUGAAGGUUUUACUGCCAAGGACAUUCUGGACCAGAAAAUUAAUGAAGUUUCUUCUUCUGAUGAUAAGGAUGCCUUCUAUGUGGCAGACCUGGGAGACAUUCUAAAGAAACAUCUGAGGUGGUUAAAAGCUCUCCCUCGUGUCACCCCCUUUUAUGCAGUCAAAUGUAAUGAUAGCAAAGCCAUCGUGAAGACCCUUGCUGCUACCGGGACAGGAUUUGACUGUGCUAGCAAGACUGAAAUACAGUUGGUGCAGAGUCUGGGGGUGCCUCCAGAGAGGAUUAUCUAUGCAAAUCCUUGUAAACAAGUAUCUCAAAUUAAGUAUGCUGCUAAUAAUGGAGUCCAGAUGAUGACUUUUGAUAGUGAAGUUGAGUUGAUGAAAGUUGCCAGAGCACAUCCCAAAGCAAAGUUGGUUUUGCGGAUUGCCACUGAUGAUUCCAAAGCAGUCUGUCGUCUCAGUGUGAAAUUCGGUGCCACGCUCAGAACCAGCAGGCUCCUUUUGGAACGGGCGAAAGAGCUAAAUAUCGAUGUUGUUGGUGUCAGCUUCCAUGUAGGAAGCGGCUGUACCGAUCCUGAGACCUUCGUGCAGGCAAUCUCUGAUGCCCGCUGUGUUUUUGACAUGGGGGCUGAGGUUGGUUUCAGCAUGUAUCUGCUUGAUAUUGGCGGUGGCUUUCCUGGAUCUGAGGAUGUGAAACUUAAAUUUGAAGAGAUCACCGGCGUAAUCAACCCAGCGUUGGACAAAUACUUUCCGUCAGACUCUGGAGUGAGAAUCAUAGCUGAGCCCGGCAGAUACUAUGUUGCAUCAGCUUUCACGCUUGCAGUUAAUAUCAUUGCCAAGAAAAUUGUAUUAAAGGAACAGACGGGCUCUGAUGACGAAGAUGAGUCGAGUGAGCAGACCUUUAUGUAUUAUGUGAAUGAUGGCGUCUAUGGAUCAUUUAAUUGCAUACUCUAUGACCACGCACAUGUAAAGCCCCUUCUGCAAAAGAGACCUAAACCAGAUGAGAAGUAUUAUUCAUCCAGCAUAUGGGGACCAACAUGUGAUGGCCUCGAUCGGAUUGUUGAGCGCUGUGACCUGCCUGAAAUGCAUGUGGGUGAUUGGAUGCUCUUUGAAAACAUGGGCGCUUACACUGUUGCUGCUGCCUCUACGUUCAAUGGCUUCCAGAGGCCGACGAUCUACUAUGUGAUGUCAGGGCCUGCGUGGCAACUCAUGCAGCAAUUCCAGAACCCCGACUUCCCACCCGAAGUAGAGGAACAGGAUGCCAGCACCCUGCCUGUGUCUUGUGCCUGGGAGAGUGGGAUGAAACGCCACAGAGCAGCCUGUGCUUCGGCUAGUAUUAAUGUGUAGAUAGCACUCUGGUAGCUGUUAACUGCAAGUUUAGCUUGAAUUAAGGGAUUUGGGGGGACCAUGUAACUUAAUUACUGCUAGUUUUGAAAUGUCUUUGUAAGAGUAGGGUCGCCAUGAUGCAGCCAUAUGGAAGACUAGGAUAUGGGUCACACUUAUCUGUGUUCCUAUGGAAACUAUUUGAAUAUUUGUUUUAUAUGGAUUUUUAUUCACUCUUCAGACACGCUACUCAAGAGUGCCCCUCAGCUGCUGAACAAGCAUUUGUAGCUUGUACAAUGGCAGAAUGGGCCAAAAGCUUAGUGUUGUGACCUGUUUUUAAAAUAAAGUAUCUUGAAAUAAUUAGGCAUUGGGACGUUUUUAUGGUGUGUUCAUUCCAGACAGUUCACGAAUCCCGUAUAGCUCGCUCUGAUUCUCAGAGAACAAUGAGUGGGUCCACCCACACACAGGUAGGAGGACAGGUGAGACGGAAGCCCCAUCCUCCCAUGUGGACGGUGCACAUCUGCUCAGCCCACCCCACAUGUCCAGAGUUGGCUGCAAACUCCUUGUCCAGAGCCUCUGGUGGUGGGACCUACUUAAGUCUGACGGACCUGUCCUGUCCAGGCCAGUGCCCAGGGAAGGUGUGGGAGGCCCUUUGAGCCUGGCCUGCAGAGACCAUCCGUGUCCCCUCCCACCUUCAUGCCUGUGAGAAGUUAGGAAUGUAUACGGUACCACAUUUGGCAGUCAGCUUAUUUUAAUAAAUUCAGCAACAGCAAGUCCCUA
Homo sapiens (human) is the source of this 2808-nucleotide messenger RNA. RefSeq names its product ornithine decarboxylase 1 (gene ODC1). Gene Ontology annotation, molecular function: ornithine decarboxylase activity; protein homodimerization activity; catalytic activity. The transcript is spliced from 12 exons. Gene Ontology annotation, biological process: putrescine biosynthetic process; spermidine biosynthetic process; polyamine metabolic process. The record is from RefSeq and is marked reviewed. NCBI's taxonomy places the organism in Eukaryota, Metazoa, Chordata, Mammalia, Primates, Hominidae. Gene Ontology annotation, cellular component: cytosol; cytoplasm. Bases 667 to 2052 code for a protein of 461 amino acids.